GCCAUUGGCUUCCAAUUUGCUUGAGCCAGACAGGAAGAACAAGGGAAGAGCUUUGUUCUGUGCGUGAGAGCUGGGCGCGUGGAUUCCUCGUUUCUCGCGCUCGAUCGUCGCCAUCGCCCGGGGUCUUUGCUUCGAUUGCUGGAGGAGGAUCGCGGCGGAGGCGCUGGCUAGAGCUGCAUUCAUCCCAUGCCGCGAACGAGGGGGAGAAUCGGCGGGAGUAGGGUUUGCUGACCGCGAGGUAUGAGCAGCGCUGGAAGAAGAAGCUCUAGGUAGCAGCAUGGGAUUAUGAUGGAUCCCCAGGCAUUCGUCAAGGUCUCGAUCGCGGCCCUAGGGCUGCGAAUCCCGAUCGCCUCCAAAGCAGCUCGCGUCGGCGUACAUGCCUCCUCCAUUCCCUGCUACUGCGAGAUCAGCUUGCCGGGAUUUCCUGUCCAGACGGCGCCAGUGCCGCUCAUCACCGCAACAGCGCCAGAGCCGGAUUCCAGGAAUGUGGCGGCGGUGUUCUACUUGGAUCACUCCAGCUUGAGGAAGCUACUGGCAGUCCAGUGCUGCUUGGGCUCGAGGAAGGCGGCUCCUUGCUUGAAAGUGGUGGUCUUCACUGGAAGGCAGGGCUCGUGCUGUGGUGUGAGAGAAGGGAGUUUCUUGGGGAAGUUUAGCAUUGCAGUCGACUCGGAGUGGCUUUCGGGGAAUCCACUCCAGCUUUACGAUUCGUGGGCGAGCAUAGGAAAGAAAGGUGGAAGUCCUGGAGCGGAGUUUCAUCUCAAUGCCAGGAUAGAGGCAGAUCCUCGCUUCGUUUUCCAGUUUGACGGGGACACUGCUUCCGGCCCACAGAUUAUACAAAUCCAGGGAAGCUUGAGGCAGCCCAUCUUUAGUUGCAAGUUCAGCAGGGAUCGUAGUUGCCGCGCUAGGCUAGGAUUCACAGAUACUCCAGCGAAGAGCUGGUCCACACCGCUAACAGGAGAUAGAGAAAGAGAACGCAAGGAACGAAAGGGGUGGCUUGUGAUGAUCCACGACCUCUCGGGCUCUCCCGUGGCUGCGGCUUCGAUCGUCACACCUUUCGUGCCGUCGUCGGGGUCCGACUACGUGAGCCGAUCAAACCCAGGUGCGUGGCUCAUCCUCCGCCCGGACUCCACCGGAGUCGAUAGCUGGGAGCCGUGGGGGAGGCUGGAGGCCUGGAGGGAGAAAGGUGGCAAGGGUGGUCUCGGGUUGAGAUUCCAGCUGGUUGCUGAAGGUGGUGGCAUCACCAGCGUCGGGAGUGGGAUCCUGGUGUCCGAGACGGUGAUCAGCACCCAGAGUGGCGGAGAGUUCUCGAUCGACACGGUCAGGCUGCGGGUGGAAGCGGCAUCCUCGUCGUCUUCAACGGAGAGUCCUCACAGCAGCGGGGAUGGCUUCCUGGGGCUGGGCUUCCAAGUCGCGGGUGGAUUCGUGAUGAGCUGCCCCGUCCACGGCGAGAGGAACAAGACGAACAAGGGCCGCUGCAUCCAGAUGGCUGUGAGGCACGUAACUUGCGUGGAGGACGCGGCGGUGUUCAUGGCUCUCGCGGCGGCGGCGGACUUGAGCAUGGAUGCGUGCCAGCCAUUCUCGAGGAAGCUGAGGAGAGAGCUUUGCUACCAGCAGGGCGAGUGAGAUGAUCGAUCUAUCAUCGAUCGAGAGAGACGAGGACGAGAUGAUCCGAGACAAUGGUGAUCGCGAGGACGAGACGAGAGGAGCGUGGCCAAUUUUCUCCCGCGAAAGUCUAUAUGAUUAAAUAGCUAGAGAUUAAUUAAAGGAGGGAGGUUUAGUUUAAGCAAUGGUUUUAGGGCAAGGUUUCUAUAAAUAAUAGAUUGGGGCUAAUUUAGUGGCCA
This is a messenger RNA of Selaginella moellendorffii, 1841 nucleotides long. RefSeq lists its product as uncharacterized. The coding region runs from base 286 to 1623 and encodes 445 amino acids. The record is from RefSeq and is a predicted model, not a curated record. The transcript has 2 exons. Lineage: Eukaryota; Viridiplantae; Streptophyta; Lycopodiopsida; Selaginellales; Selaginellaceae.